AUGGCCAAGCAGAGAGGCGAGAUCGUGCGUGACCAGGCUGUUGCUGCAGGAAGGGCAGCGGCGCAGAUGGCACGGGCUCUGGGUAUGAAGGUGGAGGAGCAGGCCGCCUUUGCUGCUGCAGAGGCUGCCCUUGUGGCCACUAAGGCUGCGCAGACUCCUCAGCAGCAGAUGGAGGCUGCAGCAAAUGCUGCCUAUGCGGCCGUGGAGGAAGCCGCCAGCAGCUUCUUUGGGGCCACGGCUGAUGCCGAAGACAGCGGGCACAGCAAGGCCACAGCAAAGAUGGCAGAGGAGGCAGCUCUCACCGCGGCGGUGAAGUCGGCCCUGGCAGCUGGCAUGAGCAAGACUGAGGCCGAGGCUGCAUCCGCUGAGGCCGUGACCCAGGACGCCGGCAACUAUGCUGCCUCGAAGGCAGCUGCAGCUGCCCGUGCAGCCAAGAAGCCUGUGAAGGUACAGGUCCAGGUUGCUGUGGAUGCUGCGGUGAAGGCCACAGCUACCACCGAGGGCAGCGUGGAGGAGCAGGCGGUCUCGGCUGGCCUGGCGGCUUCUGACGCCUCGCGUGCUGCAGGCCAAUCCGUGCGUGAUGAGGCCUUGUGGGCCGCAAGGCAUACAGUGGAACUCGGGAAGGGCAAGGGGCUGAACGAGCCAAAGGCCCUUGCCCUUGUCAGGCACGUGAUCAUCAAGGUUGCGAAGGCACAUGGCAUGUCCGAUGAUCAAGCUGCAGCCAUGGCAGAUAUGGCCAUUGACCAAGUCGCAGAGAAGAUUUGUAUCAGCCCAAAGUUUGAAGGGUACACUGUAACCGAAGAACUGCUGAACCAGACGGCCUUCAGUGUCCAGGUCGAGUGUGCGCCUGGUUUCUACGGGACUCCAAAGGCCAAGGUUUGCGGCAUCUCUGGUGCUCCAUAUGAGCUCCUUGGCUGCUUCCCCAUCGUUUGCUCAACACCUUCCAGCAUGGAUGGAUAUCAGGUGACGGAGCUUUCUCGGGCCAUUUACCAGUGGAACGUGUCCGCGGCCUGCGAUGACUACUUUGCAGGCACUCCAAAAGUUACCCCGUGCUCGGUGCACAACACACCCUAUGGCUUAACUGGGUGUGUCGAGAAGCAUUGUGCCACAUCACAAAAGAUCAAGGGUCAUGGCUACGAUGUGACAGAGAUCUCUACCAGUAUGCGCAAUUUCGAGAUCAACGUCAAGUGCCAUGCGUCCUUCAAGGGCGAUCCGACUGCACAUGUGUGCAAGAAGAUGAACGAGCCUUAUGAUCUUCACGGUUGCACCCAUCGUGAGUACUGCGUCCGCCCAGCUGCGUCGAAGCUAGUCGGGUACGAUAUCAAAGAAAUUGAUCUUGAGAUCCCAGGGUUUGUCGUGAAAGCAAGCUGCUCCAAGAACUAUGUCGGAGAAGCGCUGGUGGAGGAGUGCGAUGAUGAUGAUGGAGAGUAUGUUCUAUCUGGAUGCGAGCCCAUGACGUGCGCAUCUCAGAUGGCAUCCCCACCGGAAGGCUACAAGAUCACCUCUGAGAACCUAGAAGUACCUGACUUCGACAUUCAUGUAGAGUGUGCUGCCGGCUACAUGGGGUCUCCAAUUGUCACACCAUGUGACACCCAAAGUGGUUCCUACAGCAUUUCUGGAUGUGAGCCGAAGAAGUGUGUGGCGCCACAGGGCAAGGAAGCCUACAGCAUCGUCAAGGAGAAUUCGUUGGAGAUGCCCCACUUGGACGUGAUCGUGGAGUGCGCUGACAAGUACAUGGGGACAGCUUCUGCAGCAGCUUGUUCUGACCACCUCACUGAGUACGGUCUCUCUGGUUGUUCUCCUCAGACUUGCCUGGAGCCGAUCGAUGCGGUGGGCUAUGUCACCCAGGUUGACUCCCUUGAACGCCCGAACUUCGCGGUGACUGCAAAGUGUGCCCGGCUUUUUGAGGGCACUCCUGAGGUUACUGCAUGCAAGCAGAACGACCGAGUCUUUAACCUGUCGGGGUGCAAACCUUCUGUUUGUGCUACUCCAACCGAGUUUCGGGGCUAUGCCAUUACAAGCGAGAAGUCUCUUGAGAUGCGCAGCUUCAACGUCGAGGUUAAUUGCGCUGUGAACUACACAGGAACGCCAAGCGUAACAGAGUGUUCCAAAGCUGAUGAGGUGUAUACUCUGCACGGCUGCUUCGAGCAAGUUUGUACGAAGCCUCGGAAGGGUGCAACUGAGGGCUAUGUGAUCACUGAGACAUCUCUUGAGCGACCCAGUUUCGAAGUCUCAGCCGCAUGUGCUGUGGAUUACAUGGGCACGCCAAGUGUCUCCGUAUGUGGUGGCCAUGACCUGCCUUUCUUGGUGUCGGGAUGCAAACCUCAGACCUGCACGGAGCCAACAGAUGCUGAAAAGGAGGGCUACGCAAUCACUGCUUCCUCCUUGGAAAGGCCCCACUUCAGUGUAGAAAUCGACUGUGCCCCAGGUUACACUGGAAAGCCAACUGUCACACGCUGUAAUGCGCAUGGGAAGCCCUACACUUUUGGUGGCUGCCAUGAGAUCGAAUGCAGCACUGCGCAGACCUCCAAGGGCUUCUCCAUCGUCCACGAGGCUUCUCGCAAACUCACAAGCUGGAACGUCAGUGCCAAGUGUGCUGCGGGAUGGUAUGGAGAGGUUGUUGUGGAGCCCUGCUCUGAGCACAGGAAGCCCUUCUCGCUCUCAGGCUGUGCCCCCAUGGUUUGCAAUUCUCUGAAGGACUCCCCUCCAGAUGGAUAUGUGGUGACUGCCGAGAAUUCUCUGACAGUUCACAGCUUCGGCGUCAAAGGUACCUGUGCCCCUGGUUAUCAUGGAACAGUGCAGGCGACCCCCUGCUCUUCCCAUGCGACAGCCUACACCCUCACCGGAUGCCACCCCAUCGUGUGUGCCUCCAUGAACCUGGCCCCACCCACUGGCUACACCAUCAAGGCCGAAACCUCUCUGGAGCAAUUGAGUUUUGGGGUCAAGGCCGAGUGUGCAGAUGGAUAUUAUGGCACAGCAGUGCCCAAAGCAUGCAAGGGCGAGGGUCAGCCCUACACCCUGGAAGGCUGCAGUGUGAAGGUCUGCAAGUCCCGCACCGGAAACGUGCCCCGAGACAUCGUUCUUGAGAAGGAAGGCUCUUUGGAGGUGCCCAGCUUCACCGUCCAGGCACACUGCCAUCCUGGAUACAUGAACGAGUCCACAGUUCCCAAGGGCAAGAUCAGCGUGCGCCCUUGCACCAAACAUGGCGAGCCUUACAAGCUGGAAGGCUGUGAGAACGAGGUGUGCGAGUCCAUGAGCAAGACCCCUCCAACAGGCUACAAGGUCUUUGCUGAGGAGUCACUGCAUAUUACUACCUUCGAGGUAGACAUUGGCUGUGAUGAAGGCUACACGGGUACUCCCAAAGCUGCUGUAUGCAAAAACCACGCAAUGGAAUACAGCUUCUCCGGCUGCCGAAAGGUCAUGUGCACCUCCCCGAAGCUGCCAAUUGGCCACCGAGUUGUUGAAAACACAAAGACACAGCUGGGCUUCUCCGUGGACGCCUCUUGCAAGGAUAAGUACAUGGGCACGCCCAAGACCAUGUCCUGCGAAAAAGAUGGAGAGCCAUAUUCUGUGAGUGGUUGUGAGCCAGAAGUCUGCAACCCGCCUAAGAGCUCCGUGGGUUACACAGUUGUGGAGGGUGACCUGGAGCGACCCAGUUUCCAGGUGACAGCAACCUGCGCCGCUGGCUUCUAUGGCACUCCAGUUGUGACCCCAUGCAUGACGCACCAUGAAAGCUACAAACUCUCGGGCUGCAACCCAGAGCUCUGCGUUGCACCGAAGGUUUCGGAUGUGGUUGCCUACAAGAUCAAGGAAGUCAACCUUGAAGUGCCAACCUUCAAUGUCACGGCCGAGUGCACGGAUGAUGCCCUUGGCAAGGCUAGCAUCCACGUGUGCUCGACGCGGUACACUGCUUAUUCUGCGACAGGCUGUUCCAUUCCUUUCUGCAAACAGCCGCCAGCUGCGGAGCUAGUGGGCUACACCAUCAAAGAGACUUCGCUCAAGAUGCUGAAGCUGGAUGUGAACGUGUCCUGUGCAGAGAACUACACAGGUGUGCCCAAGGUAACGACCUGCCAAGGAGAUGGCACAACCUACUCAGUGGAGGGCUGUGAGCCUUUCACGUGUAGGUCUGCUUCGCGAAGCAGCGAUGAUGGAUUGGUUGUGUUUGAGAAGUCUCUGCAGAAGCUGGACUUCGAAAUUCACGCAGAAUGCACAGAGGGAUUUUCAGGGGCACCUGUCAUUGAGAUGUGCAAGGUUCACAACACCUCCUACACCAUCUCUGGCUGCACCAAGCAACGCUGUGCUUCUCCUGUUGGUGACGAUGUUGCCGGCUACAUCUUGACGGAAAACGACAUUCAUCGCCCUCCAAACAUGUUCAGCGUCACGGCGGAGUGUGCUGCGGGCUACUACGGAACACCCAAAGUCACCGUCUGCAAGGGCCAGGACAUGCCGUAUUCAGUUGAGGGAUGCAAGCCGGUGGUCUGCAAGUCGCCCCAGAGCGUCAGCAGCAAAGGCUACGCAGUGUUCGAGACCUCCAAGGAGCUUCCAGACUGGAAUGUCAAGGCCGAGUGCAUAGACGAGUACAAGGGCACUCCCAAGGUCACGCCCUGCAAGUCCAACGGUGAGGUCUACGAACUGUCGGGUUGCGAACCCGAGAAGUGCAAGCAGCCCACGGACGAAGACCUUGUGGCGUAUGACCUGAUUGUUAAAGACCUGCAGCGGCCCUUCUUCGACGUGGUGCCCCGUUGCAUGUACCGCACGAAGCCAGGGGGCAAGGAGCUCUUUGGGAAGGUCACCGAGUGCUCCUCAGACCAGGAGCCCUUCAAGGUAGAGGGCUGCUACCUGACAUGCAAUUCCACAUCAGUGGGUGUGGCGCAAGGCUACGAGGUGCACGAGAAAAAUCUUUUGAUGCCAAAGUUCGACGUGGAUGUCAGCUGCGCCCCCAACUUCAUCGGCGACCCCACGCCCACUGUCACAGCCUGCGACAAGCCACUGACACCUUAUACGGUGUCUGGGUGCAGGCCCAUGAAGUGCACGUCACCUACCGCAGAGGCCAAGAAGGAUUACGUUAUCAACGAGACAUCCCUGGAGAAGCCUUCCUUUGCAGUGUCUGCAACGUGCCUGAAGGGUGGCAUGGCUGGGGAGGCUGUGCCCUGCAUCUUUGACGGGGAGCCCUACACCCUGAAGGGCUGUGACGAGGCUUCGUGUGAGUCCCCGCGGCGCACAGAGGAGACUGGCUACUCCGUGUUCGAGGACGACAGGCACUUCCGAUCCUUCAAGGUGUCUGCCAGCUGCGCCACCGGCUAUCUCGGCAAGGCCGAGGUCCACCGCUGCCAGCAGGCUGGCGAGCCUUUUACCUUGUCGGGCUGCGAGCCGAAGACCUGCACGAAGCCGGUUGGGGACGAGAUCUCGGAUUACGAAAUCACCCCGCAUUCCGUGGAGAUGCCAACCUUCAACGUUGGUGUCAGGUGCAAGUACGGGGGAAACGCCACCGUGAGCGUUUGCAAAGAGCACGCCCAACCCUACAGCGUGUCGGGUUGCCUGCCGCCGGUCUGCAAGGCACCUCGGGGUGAAGAGGGCUACGUCGUGGUGGAGAAGAACAAGCUCAUGAGAGACUUUGAAGUGACGGUGAGAUGUGCUCGGGGAUACGGUGGAAAGGCUGUGGCCACCGAGUGCUUGGAGCAUGACCAGCCCUACAGCCUGUCAGGUUGCACAGCCAUGGAGUGCACUACCCCAGAUGACAUGGUCAACUAUGAGGUCACCGAGCACUCAUUGGACAUGCCCAGCUUCAGCGUCACCGCCCGGAGGGAGUACAACUUGAAAGUCUCCACAUUCGAUGUGAAGGUUGGUUGUUCCUUCGGCUACAUGGGCCAGCCUGUUGCCCAGCAGUGCCCUCUGGCCGGCCAGCCCUACUCUGUGUCAGGCUGCGUGCCUGAGAAGUGUGCCAUGCCCAAGGAGGAAGUCAGCCACCGAUACGAGAUUACAGUGCACUCUCUGGAACGACACAACUUCGACGUGCAGGUUCAGUGCAAGGGUCAAAGGUCCAGCCCUCCAAAGGCAAUCAACUGUGCUGGAGAUGGCCAGCCAUUUCUGCUGGAGGGUUGCCGCGCGCUGCAGUGCAGGUCUCCGCGAAGAGGCAUGAGCGAUGGCUACGUUGUGUACGAGGGGUCCUUGUACUCCAACACGUUCAACGUCAAGGCUUCGUGUGCCGCGGGUUACAGUGGUCAUGCCAAGGUGGAGAUGUGCACGGCCGGGGGAGGGCCCUACAGCUUGUCUGGCUGCAAGCCCAAGAAAUGCAGCAGGCUCUCUCUGACUAACGAGCACAUUCAGUAUGAGAUCACGGAGCAAUCUCUUGAGCUUCCCAGCUUUAGUGUGGGCGUCAGCUGCAAGGGCAAACAGAUUUCCCCUCCACGGGCUGUUCCCUGCAAAGAUGAUGACGAGCCUUACAGCUUGGAGGGCUGCAAACCGCUGGAGUGCUUGUCUCCACGGGCCGGCAAGGAGGAUGGCUACGUUGUGUAUGAGGGAUCCAGGCAUACCAACACCUUCGAUGUGACGGCAAAAUGUGCUGUUGGCUACAAAGGCCAUGCGAAGGUGACGAUGUGCGAACAUCCGGAGACCCCAUACGUCCUUUCUGGAUGUGAGCCCAUGAAGUGUGUGGCACCGCGGGAAGUCGAGAUGACGUCUUACGAUCUCACCAUGCAUUCUCUGGAGCUGCCGAGCUUCAGCGUCUCUGCACGAUGCAAAACCAGAACCAAGCGCGGCAUGACGCCCAAGGCUAUCCCAUGCAAGGAGGAUGGUGAUGAAUUCAUUCUUGAGGGAUGUGUGCCUGGUGAAUGUGCUUCUCCUAGCAACGCCGCGAAGGGAGGCUAUGUCGUGUAUGAAGCUCAGAUGAUCGUGAAUUCGUUCAAUGUGAGCGCUUCCUGCGCCAGUGGAUACAAGGGUCAAGCCUCUGUGGCGGUUUGCAAGGAUGUGGAUGAACCCUACUCCCUGGGGGGCUGCGAGCCAAUCAAGUGCACAAAGCCGCAUGUCAAUGACACGGAGGGCUACGAGGUUACGGAAUUCUCCCUGGAGAAGCCGAGCUUCAGCGUUACCGUGAAAUGCACAAGCGGUAUUGGCCAUGGAAAAGCCAAAGAGUGUGAAAAAGAUGGCGAGCCUUACACACUCGAAGGCUGCUUCAUCGGUGAGUGUACAUCUCCGAAGACGCAGCUGGAGCAAGGAUAUGUGGUGUAUGAGAAUUCCAAGCUGAGACACAAGUUCGAUGUGACGGCUCAAUGUGCCAAAGGCUACAAGGGGACUGCGGUGGUCACGGAGUGCUCCAAAGCCGAUGAGCCUUACACAAUGAGUGGAUGCCAGCCUGAGGCCUGCGUUGAACCUAGCGUGCUGGACAAGGCCAACUACGAGUACACGAUUUUGUCCCUGGAGCGGCCCAGCUUUAGCGUGACAGCCAGGUGCAAGCACGGCUUUCGCAAUGCUUCCACGAUUGAAUGCACAGACGAUGGCGAACCCUUCAAGCUUGAGGGCUGUAAGGAUGCCUGCUCUUCUCCCAAGGGGGGAGCACAGGACGGGUACACCGUGGUCGAAAAGAAGCUGGUGAUGGACGAGUUCGAGGUAGAUGCCAUGUGCUUCAGUGAUUACGAUGGCACUGCAAAAGUCAAGAAGUGCCCAUCAGCCAACCAGCCCUACGUCCUUAGCGGCUGCACGCCCAAGAAAUGCGUGCUUCCCAGCGACGAAGACCGAGCCGCCUACCAGCUUACCAUCUACUCCACCGAGGCACCUUCCUUCAGUGUCACGGCCAAGUGUAAGAACGGCGUGGGUACAGGCAAGGCCACGAAAUGCUACGAAGAUGGGAAGCCAUUUACCUUGGAGGGUUGCCCGGCGCUGUGCACGUCUCCAAAGAAAACGGCAGAGGAGGGCUACGUUGUGAUUGAGACGGACCUCCACAUGAAGACAUUCGACGUCGGUGCACUCUGUGCUGAUGGCUACAAGGGCAAUGCCACUGUGACCAAAUGUGCAACGGUGAAUCAGCCUUACAGCAUCUCCGGCUGCCAGCCACAGAAGUGUGUCGAGCCGACUGCGGCUGAGAAGGCCAAUUACAAUAUCGUCACCUACUCGCUUGAACGGCCCUCGUUCAGUGUCACGGCGACGUGCAAGAGCGGGUCAGGCACUGGCAAGGCUGUACCAUGCAGCGGUGACAACCAGCCUUACAAACUGGUUAGGUCGCUGAAUGCGAGUCAGCUGGUUGAGGAGGUCCGCUUUGUGGUUCUCGUGGAUGCGGCCAGCACUGUUGCCUCCCUGCGGCAGCGCAUCCAGGCAGACUUCCGGUCGGUCUUCCCCAGCAGGCUACCAGUUGUCUUCUUCCGCAUGGCCAGUGCCGAUGGCUUCUUCCUCACAGACGGAGCUGUCGUUGGCGAAGUGCUAACCGAUGGCAGCACAGUCACUUGCCACAGAGCAGAUUCUGAGGUUACGGGCGCGCCGUUGCCAGACCAGCCCAGCUUAGAAGAGGUUCGGAGUGUCUUUGCGUCCUUCCGGGCCCAGGUUUCCUACAUUGCCCGGAUGGCCUGCCACGCCGCCCUCAAAGCCAGCAGCGAGGCGAGUGCCGAAGCUAUGUCGAUCUUGCUCGCCAUGCUGAUGCUUGGGGGUCCGCAGCUUCUGAAGGUCCGCACGGAUGCGCUGGACAUUCUGCAGAAGCGCUUGCCAGCCUCGGAUGGAGCAGCCUUGCCUGCUUUUCUGGCAGCUGGCGGCCUCUUCGUGCUGCUCGGCCUUCUUUCUCCGUCUACAAAGCUGGAUGCGGAUCCUGAGGUCUUGGAGAAGGCUGCACAGCUUUUUGAGCAGCUGGUCCUGCAACAUGGCCCAGCUUUGGCUCCAGUACUCGAGGACUGUCAGCCAAACAUCUUGAUGCAGAAGCUGGCGAAGGACUCCCGAUGUACCUCCAGCAUGAAGCAGACUGCUCAUGCAGCCCGCAAGGCCAUGGAGAAAGCUGGAAUAGGGAUCGCCGCUCUCAAAGAAGGCGGCCGCUCUGAGAACAGGGUUCCUCCUGAAAGGACCAGGCUGCAGUCCGCCGGUGCUGCCGUUGCGCACGGUGGUUACUCGCCCUCAGGCAGAAGCAGCUCCCUCUCAGACAGGAGGAUGCCAACACCAGUUCUACCUGGAGGAAUGACGCUUCGACUGCUGCUUGACCAGCGGCAGCUUAGCCUGGACUCCUCCACACUGCGCCAGGCAAUCUCGGAGUUCGAGGCCAAAGUGUCUCGCAGCCAGGAGGUUGCUCUGCAAGAGCUAGCAGCAGACUCAGGCCUUGCUGAGGUGCUGGUGAAGACUCUGCAGUCUAGAGGUGCAGCCAUGCAGCUGCUCCCGAGCCUGAGCCGAAUUCUUGCGCGUUUCCGAGGAGAGCCCCGGGCCCGUCUCGGCUUCGCGCGGCAGCUGGGCCGCUUUCUGCGGUUCUCGGAGGCACUGGAGGUUCUGCAGUCUUCUUGGCCACAUCAACCAGAGGGCAUGAGGCCAGCAAUGCUGGAGCUUGUCGAAGACCUAAUGCAAAAUGCAGCAAGGUCAGCAUCCCAUUCGCACGAACUGCAGUCAAUGCUGGCACUGCUGCAAGAGCAUGUGCCUUCCGAGUUGCAGGCUCUGGCACUCCGCAUGAUGCGUAAGCUUGUGGAUCCUGAUGGCGUCUCUGGGGCAAGUGCUGCGGUACUUCGGAUACCUCCAAAGGCCAUCAACACCGGGCUGAUGCAAGUGAUGCCAAGGCAGCCUUUGGCCUGCCUGGAUAUUCUGGGAACCCUUGCGCUGAAGGAGGACUUCCGACGUUUCUUCGCCAAGCAAGCAUCGCUGCUGAAGUUCCUGGCGCACUGCUGCAGUCAGCCUGAAGUCUGCGCUGCUAAAGGCACCGAAGAAGGCCAAAGCCCGAUGGCGCUACAAAGAGCAGCGUGCAGGUGCCUGGCCAACUUCGCCUCGGAACCCGAGGUGCGAGAUUGGGCCAAGCAGUCGCCUGUGCUGCGCAGCCUGCACGAAGCUAGCAGUGAUCUCACUGUGCGGGCCUACCUAGGCGGGAAGCUUAUGUUUCUUUACCUACUCGCGCUGGUGCCGGCGCUGGCACUGAAGAGCAGGCUGAGGAAAGGUGUGCAGGGGCAGUGCGCCUCUCCACGUCAUGCCGUCGAUGAAGGCUAUGUUGUGUACGAAGGCUCCACUUCCAUGGAGUCUUUCAAUGUCAAGGCUGCCUGUGCAAAGCAAUACAAGGGCACAGCUGUCGUGUCCCCGUGCUCAACUGCUGGCACGCCUUACUCUCUUAGCGGGUGCUCCCCUGAACGAUGCAGAGAUCCAAUUGGGGCAGACAUAAAAGGAUACAUGCUUGUCCCAUUCUCCCUGGAGCGACCAAGUUUCAGCGUGACCGUGAGAUGCAGCAGCGGCGUUGGCUUUGGCAAGGCCACGUCGUGCAUCAAAGAUGGUGAGCCAUAUACUGUAGAGGGUUGCGCACUUGGGGAGUGCACAUCUCCGGCUGCCAACCCUGCCUUGGACGGCUACGUUGUGUACGAGGGCUCCAGGGCGGCGCACAGCUUCAACGUGAGCGCGAAAUGUGCCUUUGGCUACAAAGGUGUUGCUGCUGUCUCGGUAUGCCAGACACCUGGGAUGCCAUACUCUCUGACUGGUUGUGCUCCAGAGCACUGCACGGCGCCGAGCGCAGCAGAUGCCAAGGGUUACGAGCUCACAGCCUUCUCCUUGGAACGGCCCAGCUUCAGCGUCUCUGUAAAGUGUAACAGCGGCGUUGGGCAUGGAAGGGCCAAGGCAUGUGCAAAAGACGGUGAGCCCUUUACGCUUGAAGGCUGCUUUAUUGGCCAGUGUGAUUCGCCAGUUGGCGAUUCAGCGCAGGGUUAUGUUGUGUAUGAGGGUUCGAAGAUGUCACACAGCUUUCACGUCACAGCAGAGUGCGCAAAAGGCUACAUGGGAACAGCCGCCGUGUCCAAGUGCCAGGAUGCAGGCAGUCCGUAUUCCCUGAGCGGCUGCAAACCUGAAGUUUGCGCUGAGCCCAAUUCAAAAGAGACAGAAGGUUAUGAGCUUACGGUUUUCUCCCUGGAGCGAGCUCGCUUUAGCGUCUCCGUGAAGUGCAAAAGUGGCAUCGGGUUUGGAAAGGCAAAAGAGUGUACCAGGCAUGGAGAGGCCUACACGGUUGAGGGCUGCUUCACUGGCGAGUGCACUUCGCCGGCCAAUCUCGCUGAGCACGGCUACGUUGUGUACGAAGGUUCCAAGAUGCCUCACACCUUCGACGUCAGGGCAAAGUGUGCCACUGGCUACAAGGGCACACCGACGGUCACUCAGUGCGAGGGAACCCAGCAGCCCUACUCGCUGAGCGGGUGCAGCCCCGAGACUUGCAUCGAGCCAAGCGUCUUUGAGCAGGCCAAUUACGACGUCAAGAUCCACUCCUUGUCUCGACCAUUCUUCCGUGUUACAGCCAGUUGCAGGCAUGGCUUCGGAACCGCCAAAGUGAAGGAGUGCACGAAAGAUGGCUAUCCGUUUGAGAUGGAGGGUUGCGUGGACGCUUGCUCCUCCCCCAAGAGGGCUGCAGAAGAUGGCUACAUCGUGUUUGAAGAAAAGAUGGUGAUGCACGGGUUCACGGUGCAUGCACGCUGUGCAGAUGGGUACAAGGGCGCUGCGGCAGUAGCAAAGUGUGGCAAAGCAAAUGAGCCCUACACGUUGAGUGGCUGCUCGCCGGUGAGAUGUGUUGAGCCGAGCGAUACCGACAGGGCUGCCUACGACUUGACCGUCUUUUCUGCCGAGACACCUUCUUUCAGUGUUCUGGCAAAGUGCAAAAGCGGAGUUGGCGCUGCCAAGGCUAGCGCCUGUUCUGAAGACGGACAGCCGUAUGUGUUGGAGGGUUGCCCAUCCCUGUGCACAUCUCCAAAGAAGACUACAGAGGAUGGCUACGUUGUGAUCGAGAAGUCGUUGUUGAUGGGCGAGUUCGAGGCGCACGCCGUGUGUGCAAAUGGAUACACGGGCACUGCGGCCGUGUCCAAGUGUACCGCACCAAAUGAGCCCUACACUUUGAGCGGCUGUGAGCCGCUGAAGUGUGCAGAGCCGAGUAACGCUGCUGCCUAUGACCUGACCGUCUUCUCAGCAGAAGUACCAUCAUUUAGCAUUCUGGCAAAGUGCAGACAUGGCGAAGGAACUGGCAAGGCAAAGGCAUGUUCCAAAGAAGGACAACCAUUUGUCUUAGAGGGUUGCCCCUCCCUUUGCACGUCUCCGAAGAGGACUUCUGAGGACGGCUACAUCGUGUUUGAGAAGUCCUUACUGUUUGACGACUUUCGAACAGAGGCCGUUUGUGCGGACGGAUACGCUGGCAAAGCAUUUGUUCGCAAGUGCAGCGGGGUGAGCCUGCCAUAUGUACUAAGUGGCUGUGCGCCUCAGAAGUGCAUAGAGCCGACUGGCGCAGAAAAGUUCAACUACAACAUCGUGGUCCACGACCUUUACCGGCCGUCCUUUCGUGUCACGGCAACUUGCCGAAACAGGCCAGGCACCGGAAAGGCUCUUCCAUGUCGUGGAGACAAUCUUCCCUACGAGCUGGAAGCAAGCAAUAAUGCAAGCCACUGUGUUGGCAGCAUGUCUGCCUCUUUGUUGGGAUCUGAGGCUCUACACAAGGUAGAGAUGAGCUCGUCGGGUGCGGAUGCCGGCGCUGGUCGUUGGCCAACGCCAGCAGCGGCGGCAGUUCCUGCUCCUCCACAUGAGGCGCAGACCGUCGCCACAGCAUCAGCACCUCAGUCGCUGCCGGCUUUGCCAGAAGAGGCUGAAGCAGGCGACGGACGAAGAGAGGAGUCCGAUCUUCUUCAGUACUCGCAGACCUUGGGCAUCGACCUCACUCAGCACUCAGAUUUGCUCUGGGUAGUCCAGGAGGCUUUCAACGCACCGCUGCCGCUCAGCUGGACCGAGUACACAGAUGAUGAGGGCCGAGUGUACUUCUUCAACCAGUCCUCGAGCUCGUCCACUUGGGAGCAUCCUAUGGACGCCGUGUACCGGGAAUUGCUCAGUGCGGUUCCAAGCUUGCCCGAUCUGGACGCUAUGGGUUCAGCGGCUUCUUCCAGCUUGAAGUCCGCCGCGGCGAGCGCGACGGACCAAGAAUUGGCAGCUGCCCUAUCGCAGCUGGACAAGGCAGAUCUGCAAAAGCUGAAGUCCGCAGUAUCUGGCGGACAGCGUGUAGUUGUUGUCGGUUGGGGCCCAGUUGGUCACGCCGUUGUUGCGAAGCUCCUCGCCAAGAGCCCGGGAGCUUUGCAGCUGGUGGUCAUCAGCGAGGAGAAUUACCCCGCGUACAACCGCGUAAAGUUGACCACUUUCUUCGAGCACCGGGACCCCAACCAGCUGGCGCUCAGCAGUGUGGAGUGGUGCCAGUCGAACGGUGUAGAGCUCCUGCUGGGCAAGGCGACGAAGAUCGAUCGCGCGGCCAAGUCAGUUGAGUACACGACUUCCAAAGGUGAAGUCAAAAGUACCCUCUACGACCAUUUGGUGCUGGCCACUGGCAGCAAGCCAUGGCUUCCUCCUGUGCCGGGCCUUUCCCUAGACGUUCCUGGCGUUCACGUUUACAGAACGAUAGACGACCUCUUCCAGGUCACGGAGAGGGCAAAGAAUGCCAAGGCUGCGGCAGUGAUUGGCGGAGGUCUGCUGGGCCUCGAAGCCGCCAAGGCGGCGUAUGACCUGAAACUGGAGACCUACGUGCUGGAAGUGGCACCUGGACUGAUGCCUGUGCAACUCGAUGCUGAGGCUGGUGGUAUGCUGAAGGGCAAGAUCGAGUCCCUGGGCAUCAAGGUUCACACAGGCGUGAAGGUGCUGGAGGUGCUGAAGGGUGAGAGUGGCCUUGCUGGAGUGAGAAUCGAGGUGGGUGGCCAGGAGCAGACCCUGGAUGUCCAGCUGUUGAUUGUGGGUGCGGGCGUGCGGCCCCGCCAGGAGCUUGCAGAGGCCAGUGGGCUGGAGCUUGGAAGCCGUGGUGGUGUGAAGACAGACCACACCAUGAGGAGUGUCACGGAUGAGCAUGUAUGGGCAGUUGGUGAGAUUGCCUCCUACAACGGGGGCAUGUGCUACCAGUUAUCUGCUCCAGGCUACACUCAGGCGGAGGUCCUAUCCGACCACUUGACCAACCCUAGCGCUGAUUCCAAGUUCAUGGAUGCGGACUUAUCGACAAAGCUUAAGCUGCUGGGGGUGGACGUGGCAUCCUUUGGCGGUUCCUCGGACUUCUGGUUCAAGCGCCAGUACACGUCAACGGAUCCUGAGCAGGUGAAGACAGCUGUUGCCAAAGACGAGGCCAAGGGCACCUACAAGAAAUUGGUUUUCACUGCAGACGGCACCAAGCUUCUGGGUGGGAUACUUGUGGGUGACAUCUCUGAGUUUGCGGCCCUUACGGCUGUGUCCAAGCGUUCAGACAUCGGCGGCCUGACGCCCGAGGACCUCAUGGCCGGGAAGAUGCCCAAGGUCGAUGAUGGCGGCGAUGGGACCAACCUUGGAGAUGAUGACCUCGUGUGCAACUGCCACUCUGUGCCCAAGAAGGUGAUUCGGGAUGCGAUCAAGGGUGGGGCGCACACCUUCGAGGACAUCAAGAAGUGCACCAAAGCUGGGACUGGAUGCGGCACUUGCAUCCGAACAGGGCCACAGCCGAAGCUGCUGUCGCACACGCUGAACUCCAUCGGUGUGGAGAAGGGCUGCUGCAAAAGCCUUCCCUUCGAGGCCGAUGACAUCGAGGACUUGGCGAAGGCCAGGCAGCUGAAGACCUACGACGAGCUGGUCGCCAACAUGGGCUACCCGGCGGCGGCAGCGGAGAGCGACAAGACGGUCCUUGCCGGCGUUCUUGACAGGAUCGGUGGCAAGCCGAAAGGUGACGGCUUGGACCAAGCCGGGCAGCUCAAAGCACUGAAGGCCGACUUAUGGAAGUUCGUGGAUAAGAUGAACUGCAACCCCAUUCUGUUGCGGCUAGCCUGGCAUGAUGCCGGCACCUACGACAAGUCCAAGACAGACUUUGGCGACCGGGGAGGAGCUAACGGCUCCAUCCGUUUCUCACCAGAGAUUACCAUGGGGGCCAACAACGGUCUGGACAAGGCUGUGAAGUACCUUGAGCCCUUCAAGGCCGACUACCCUUUGGUGUCCUACGCAGACCUGUACCAGAUGGCUGCAGCUGUGUCCAUCGAGCACGCUGGCGGCCCCCAAAUAGACAUGAAGUACGGCCGCAAGGAUGCCACGGGGCCCGAAGCAUGCCCUGGUCGUCAGUCACGAGGUACGGCGGACAAUGCGGGACUUCCCGACGCCGAGCCUGGCCCUGCGGGCACUUUCGGCUGCGGUGCCUCGGAUCCGGCCACCCACCUCCGCAACAUCUUUUACAGGAUGGGCUUCGACGACAAGGGCAUCGUGGCUCUGUCAGGUGCCCACACAAUUGGCCGGGCCUUUAGGGAGCGGAGUGGGACUGUGAAGGAGGGCUAUGGAGAGUCCAACGGCUGCCCAUAUACGCGGGCCCUGCCUGCUUCCUGCCCCAUCAGACAUGAUGGGAAGGGCGGAGUUGGCAUGCCGGGUGGGAAGAGUUGGACAACGAAGUGGCUCAAAUUUGACAAUGAGUACUUCCAACCUUCUGUUUACGAAGAGAAGGACGCCAACUUGUUGUGGUUGUCGUCAGACCGAUGCUUGCACCAAGACGACAGCUUCAAGAAGUACUUCAUGCAGUACAGGGAGGACCAGGGAGCCUUUUUCAAGGACUUUGCGGAGGCUUACAAGCAAUUAUCUGAGCAAGGGGCAGAGUUUUCUGGGGUGUCGUCGUCCUACGAGGGAUGUGCUGCCCUGGUGCAGAACCACCUCCGCGAGGUCCACCAGCGAGCGCUGCGUUGCCUUGAGGACUGGAGCGGCCCCUACGCCGCGGAAGAGGGCGAGUACUGGUACAACCACCGGCUGAAGGUGAGCACCUGGGACUGUCCAGUGACGGAAUGGGAACAGGAGCUGAUGACUCGUCAGGCGGUGCUGUACUGGUGCUUGAUGGGACCGGGGCGCCCUGAAGGGGGAGCACCGUCUGAGGCGGCAUCGGGCUCCGACGGCGAAGAAGGCUUCGGACCUGAUCUCCUGAGAGCCCUACGCCUGCCUCUUAACCUGGUGCGGCGCGAGAGCGUCAACACGCCUCCCUCCACUCCGUCCACUGCGCGGUCGUUCCACACUGCUCGCUCCAUGCACUCCAGCAGAUCCCAACGCAGCCGCAUGACGGCAGAAGACGUGACCGACAGGGGCUCUGCGAGGGGAUCGCCGCCCAGUGGCUCACCGCGCGAAGCCCUGGCAGCUUGA
Molecule: messenger RNA, 16278 nt
Organism: Symbiodinium pilosum
Lineage: Eukaryota; Dinophyceae; Suessiales; Symbiodiniaceae
Source: the annotation of a GenBank genome assembly